This is a messenger RNA of Triticum turgidum subsp. durum (durum wheat), 2871 nucleotides long. The record is from the annotation of a GenBank genome assembly. NCBI's taxonomy places the organism in Eukaryota, Viridiplantae, Streptophyta, Magnoliopsida, Poales, Poaceae.
AUGGCGGAGACAGCGAUCGCCGCGGUGCUCUCCAAGUUCGGUGAGCUCGCCGCGAAUGAGGCCAAGGUGCUGAUUCAGGUGGGCGAUGACAUGAUGCUGCUGCGAGACCGGCUGGAGUGGCUGCAGGCCUUCGUCCGGGACGCCGACCGCAAGCGCCGGGCCGGCACCGACGGGCUAACCUGCGUGUGGGUGCGCCAGACACGCGACGUGGCUUUCGAAGCGGAGGACGCGCUCGACCAAUUCUUCUACGAGGUUGACCUAAGAAGUCACGGUUACCCACGUUGGAAAAUUUGGCGUGCACAUUUGAUGGGCUUCGGUAACCAAAUUCUUGUUCGCCAUAGGUUAUCUAAUCAAAUCAAAAGAAUCAAGAGCAGACUCAACCAAAUCUCAGAAAAUCAAAGGGAAUAUAUGAUUGCGCAUACACCGUUAGCGGCAUUGACAUCUUCCACUAUAGCCAUUGCGGCCUGGCGGGAUGACUAUAAGAAUUCGGUGGGCUUUGACGCUGAUGUGCUGUAUCUUGAGAAACUGCUGCUUGGUGAAGCUGAACGUCCGCUAACGUUCAUCCCCAUAGUUGGGGAAAGUGGUGUUGGAAAGAGAACACUUGGAAAAGUUCUCUCUUCAAAGCUGAUGGACAAAUUCUUGCCUUUAAUCCGGCUCACUGUGCCACAGGGAUGUACCCCGAAUCUUCUCUUCAAAGAAGUCUUGGAGCGUCUAGAAGAACAGCGCGAAGAGGAAGAAAAUGCAGACUGUGGCCAGCCAUAUGAAUGCAACAGUAAUCUAACUGACAAGAUCCGUCACCUUCUUGGUAAUAAGAAGUACUUGUUGGUUCUUGGUGGCAUAUGCUCCAAAGCCAUGCUCAACUGUUUGAAGGAGAGCCUGCCUGAUAACAAGAAUGGCAGCGGGGUGAUACUGACGUUCGACGGUGAGGAUGAAGAACUGGCAUGGCACGCAGAUACCAUGAACAGGGAGGGCAUCAGCGGAAUCCACCAGUUGAGCCGUUUGAAUAAGGAAAGAAGCGGAGAACUCUUCCGUUCAAGGGCCUUCAAGACAGAAAAGUCAGAUGAAGAGGGCUACAAGAGCAAGUACGACCAGAUCGUGUACGAUAUAACAGGGGGCUAUCCUCUGGCAAUAGUGGUUCUUGGCGGACUCCUUCGAUUCAAAGAGAGGCCGGGUCAGUUGGAAGCUGUUCUGCAACAGCUUAGACCUGCACCUGGUAUGGAAGCUGUGCUACAAGUACGCAGACCUGGACCUGGAAUGGAAGCAGAAGGCGGCAAAGAUUGUAUGCAUUGUCAUAUUAGCCCUCCUCCAACACAAGUUGAUCUGUCCAGCACAAGAACGGCGAUGGAGAGGGUCUUCUGGGCGAGCUUUGAAGAUCUCGCCAACGACCUCAAGUCGUGCUUCCUCUACUUUGCUGCUUUCUCCAAGAACAUAGGAUUCUAUGCCGACGAGGUCGUGCGGAUGUGGAUCGGCGAGGGCUUCAUCAAACCGCAAAAGGGCAAGACCAUAGAGGAGUUGGGCCACGGCUACCUCAAGGAACUGGUCUUGAGAUGCCUUGUUGACAUCCUGGAGAUGGUUGACGGUGACAUUAAGAUAAUCAAGGUCCACCCAAGACUCCAUGUGUUCCUGCAGUCAGAGGUUCGCGAGGCCGGCUUUGUUGAGCUUCACGACACGAAUGAUGUGUUUGUGUCACCAUCAGUUCGCCGCCUCUCUUUCCGCAGUUUUGAUAGAAAAAAAGUCAAGUUCACCAAGAAGCUCCCUAAGCUACGCUCCUUCAUUUGCCGCGUGGAGGAGAGUGAGCCAGAACAGAGGAAUGAUCGUUUCUAUGAUCUCAACUUUCUGCGUGGAUCCAAGUUCCUCCGUCUAAUCUAUGUGAAUGGGUUGAGGCUCUGUGAAUUGCCCCAUGACAUCGGAAAAAUGAUUCAUUUGCGGUACCUAUAUGUUCGCUGCAAGGACCUCAAGGAGCUCCCGCGCAGCAUUAAGGGGCUGCUCAACUUGCAGACUCUGGACAUAAGGGAGACUCUAGUCGACAAGAUUGACCCAGGCUUCUGGAAGAUAAAGACACUCCGACAUGUGCUCGCAGAGCAGCUCACGCUUCCAAAAACCCUGGACCUGGAGGAUGAACUGGAAGAGCUGCAAACGCUGCAUGGUGUGAAGCCCCCGGGAGGAGAAUGGAAUCAAGAGAAUUGUCCACUGCGCAAGAUGACCAAACUCCAGUCGCUCCAUUUGCUCGGAAUCGAGCAUGGUAGACACGGAGCUGCACUGGAGAGUGCUCUUAAGGAGAUGUGUCUCCUUGUGGACUUGAGUCUCCAAGGUGAUGUCAUCCCUCAAUGCGUCUUCACUGGAGAGGGCCUCCAAUACCUUGAGACGGUACAGCUGGAUGGCUCGAUGCGGUGGCCUCACGUCUCAUCCAAUGUUUGCAAGGACCGACCAAACCUAGCUCAGCUUAUACUGAAAAAAAGCAAUGACGCGGAGCUGGAGAAGAUGGGCUUCACGAGCUUUGGUACCGUACCAGGUGUUUAUCGGCGUCCCAGCAAACAAGGAGAAAGUGCUGCGGCAAACCAGAACGCUGAGCACAAAGAUGAAGCAAGCUCCAGCGCAAAGGAACAACCGGAAUUCCAAGGUGAGGAAGCUGAAGCAAUACCAGAAGACCGAGGCCUUCAGGGACAGAAGAUGAUGCAAGUUCGCAAACAAAAGGGAGAGAUGAUGCAGACCAUCCCUCGGUGCCACCCUAGGCCUCCAGUCCGGCCGCCUAUGCCUCCAGUGCGGGCUAGGCCUCCAGUCCCGCCGCCUAUGCCUCCGGUGCGGCGUAUGCCUCCAGUCCCGCCGCCAGUGGAGAAUAUUGCUCGAAGGCGCAGCAGCCACAGAACCUAA